AUUGUUUAUGGCCCGACUUCAAUUGUUCAUGCACCGGCUCCUAUUACUAGCAAAGAAAGAAAAGGAAUAUCGCAGCUGCCACUUGCUCGAGCCCUCCGCUGGAGGAAGGACAGAAAGUUAGUACGCACUGCUUGCACACUUCAUCGCACGACCCCAAUCCUCCUCCUCCUCCCCUCUCAUAAACACCUCCGCCUCCAUCCUCUCCACCCCUUCACGCUCAAUCCCCUCCACCACGCCCCUCAAUACCUCCUCACCCGCAACCUUCACCUCGGCACUCAGUCUCUCCGCCUGACUCGCAUACAUCCAAUCCUCCUUCAUCGGCGGAAACAACUCCUCAUACUCCCCCCGCGUCCACCCCCAUUUCACCACCACCCCUAUCGGCGUCGCCUCCAGCAGCGCCCUCAUCACCCUCCCCAGCCCCUCCGGCACCUCAUGCGUCCUUCCCUCGAAAAAAGACCAUACCGCCCUGCUCGUGCCCCGGCCAUACGCAAACACAACCUUCACCUCCGUCAGCGCCGGCAUAUAAUGCAACGCCCUAUACCCCGCCGCCACCGGCAUCUCAUCUCCCUCCCCCUCCCCGCCAUCCAAAUCCCCACCCAUCGGCAGAUCAAAAUACCGCCCCUGCUCCAUCCCACUCUCCUGCGUCAGAUCAAACAGUAACCCCAGCUUCCGAAUGCUCUCGAUAUCCCACUCAUGCACCGCCGUGUCUCGCGGCUCCGGCCGCCUUGACAACCGGUUAGUAACGUCGUGAAGCACGCGUUUAUAAGCUUUUCACCCUAUUCCGAUUCUGAUUCAUCCGUUGAGGUACCCCGACAGGCAUUGAAAAAUCUAAAAUCAAAUUGUAGGUCAACGCAAGGGAAAUCAGAGUACCUUUUGACUUGUUAGAAAC
Molecule: messenger RNA, 889 nt
Organism: Mytilinidion resinicola
Lineage: Eukaryota; Fungi; Ascomycota; Dothideomycetes; Mytilinidiales; Mytilinidiaceae
Exons: 1
Source: RefSeq, a predicted model, not a curated record